Messenger RNA from Melitaea cinxia (Glanville fritillary), 1549 nucleotides. RefSeq names its product zinc finger protein 39-like. Gene Ontology annotation, biological process: regulation of DNA-templated transcription. The coding region runs from base 176 to 1333 and encodes 385 amino acids. Lineage: Eukaryota; Metazoa; Arthropoda; Insecta; Lepidoptera; Nymphalidae. The record is from RefSeq and is a predicted model, not a curated record. Gene Ontology annotation, molecular function: zinc ion binding; RNA polymerase II cis-regulatory region sequence-specific DNA binding; DNA-binding transcription factor activity, RNA polymerase II-specific. The transcript has 6 exons. Gene Ontology annotation, cellular component: nucleus.
AGACUCAAGAACUCAAUAAGUCAUACGUCAUCUUUAGAUUAUUUUUCUCUGUAGGUAGUUUUACCUUUUUUUAAAAGUAAGAACUAAGAAGUAAUAAAAAUUGUUGCACGGAUUAUGGAUAUGACCUUAAAAAAGGAAAUAAUUUAUUAUUAAGCUAUGAUUGUUGAGUAUAAAUAUGAAUUCAACAAGUGUUAGUGAUUUCAGUAAUAUGGACAAUUUAGACCUUAUUGAAAUUUGCCGUGUUUGUCUCUCGCACGGUAUCAAUAUGAACUACUUAUUUAAAUACAAUAAUAAUAAAGUAAUUGAUAAAAUCGAAUUUUGUUCUGGUGUGCAGUUAAAAGAAGAAAAAGGACUACCAAACCUUAUAUGUAAAAACUGUCUCAACAAGUUAUCAAUAGCAUACAAAUUCAAAACUAUGUGUAUUGUCUCCGAAGAAGUAUUACAUCAAAUAAUUUUAAAGAGGAUAAAAGUAGAAACACCUGAUGACACACCGACCAAAGAAAAAAGUUUUACCGUUGAUGAUUAUGGUGCUGAGGACAAGGUUGAUAGUCAAGAACUAAAUGAAAUUAAAUGUGAAGAUGGAGACCAGGAUGGUAUAUUUCCAGAGGAAUUAAAUAGUAACAUCCAUUUAGAAGUAAGAAGUAGAUGGCAAAAGUUAAAAGUUCCUGAAAGAGAAGUAAAGAGCAAACCCGAAAAUACAAAACCGAGUAUAUGCGGUCAGGAUAAGAAGACUGGUCCUCGGCGGCUCAAAAAGUUCAAAUUUGCCAGAUUGAAAUGUGAACUCUGUAAUAUUAAAUUUACAAAUAGGAAAGAAUCCGAUGACCACAAAAAAGAAAUGCACUCGGAAAAAUUUAACUGGAUUUGUGAGGUGUGCGGCAAGAGGUUUCUGAGCCGCAGCUCGCACUGCACGCACGCGCGCUCGCACCGGCCGCGCCGCCUCGCCUGCGCGCACUGCGACUACCGCUGCGUCACCAAGAGCGACCUGGAGAAGCACCUGCGCACGCACUCCGGUAUAAAGAAAUUCAAGUGCGUUUCAUGCAGUGCCGGCUUCCACGCGUCUUCGAACCUACGUGAACACGAGCGCCGGAUACACUCCACGGCGGUGCGGAGGUUCGCUUGCCAGCUGUGUCCCAAGCGGUUCCACGACCGGACCAAGCUGAACCGGCAUAUCGACACGCACAACGACUGCAAACGCUUCAAAUGUGAACAUUGCCUGACCUGCUUCUCUCGUCGCUGCAAUUGGAAGAAGCACCUGGAGAAACAGCACUCUGUGCUAGUUCCCCCACAGCGCCCCGGCCGGCGACCCACCAUCCUCGAGCUUAGCGAUAAAUGAUAAAAUGUUACCAAAAAGAUUAUGAUUUUUUAUUAUUUUCUGCAUUGUUUUAUAAGUGGACAUUUGUGUAUGUGCGCGUGAGUUUGUAAUCGUGUGUUUGUGUGUGUGCGUGCGUGUGAACUAAGGUUGUAUAAUAAUAAAAUGCUAUAUUUUUUAAAGUAUAAUUACUUUGACUGUCGUUUCUUUGAGAUAUUAUAAUCAAUAACAUACAACAUA